Molecule: messenger RNA, 1407 nt
Organism: Arabis nemorensis
Lineage: Eukaryota; Viridiplantae; Streptophyta; Magnoliopsida; Brassicales; Brassicaceae
Source: the annotation of a GenBank genome assembly
AUGAACUCCAUGACAUCUUUUCUCUCAUUUCUCCUCUGUAUUUUCCUUCUCUCUCAUUUCUCCCCCUCGAGUUCCAAAUCUAUCACUAAUGACCCCUUAUCCUUCUCUUCCUCGGCUAGUUUGCCCACCCUCACGGCGGAGAGGUUAAUCAAAGGUUUCAAUCUGAUGCCUACACGUGACGUCAAUGUCAUCCCUGAAGACGGUUCCGAAGCUCCCAGGCUUGUCGAAAGAGAAUUCGAUUUGCCCGCAGCGAUCGACCGUCGUGACUCCUCCGGUUCUCCUUCUCUAAAGGAUUUCGGCCACCAUGCUGGUUACUACAAACUCCCUAAUUCUAAAGCUGCAAGGAUGUUCUAUUUCUUCUUCGAGUCAAGAAGCAACAAAGCCGAUCCAGUGGUGAUUUGGCUAACCGGUGGGCCCGGUUGCAGCAGUGAACUUGCUCUGUUCUACGAGAACGGACCGUUCACCGUCUCCAACAACUCAUCUCUUUCUUGGAACGAUUUUGGUUGGGACAAGGCGUUUUUCAAAGAGCAUCCGCAAUUUGUGAAGAAUGACUUUUACAUUACCGGUGAAUCCUACGCCGGACAUUACAUUCCGGCUUUGGCUUCAAGGGUUCACCAAGGAAACAAGAACAAAGAAGGAACUCACAUUAACCUCAAGGGUUUUGCAAUUGGUAAUGGUUUAACUAACCCGGAGAUCCAAUAUGGUGCGUAUGCGGAUUACGCGCUAGACAUGAAGUUGAUCUCAGAGUCUGAUCACGAUAACCUCAACCGUUAUUACGAUACGUGCCAACAAUCCAUCAAAGAAUGCAGUGCCGAUGGUGGUGAAGCUUGCGCUUCUUCUUAUGUUGUCUGCAACAAUAUUUUCAAUAAGAUCAUGGAUAUUGCAGGAAACGUAAACUAUUACGACGUGAGGAAACAAUGCCAAGGAAGCUUGUGCUAUGACUUCUCGAACAUGGAGAAGUUCUUGAACCAGAAAUCCGUCCGUAGGGCAUUAGGUGUGGGAGAUAUUCAGUUUGUGUCUUGCAGUACUGCCGUCUACGAUGCAAUGCAGAUGGACUGGAUGCGGAAUCUUGAGGUCGGGAUUCCAGCUCUUCUUGAAGAUGGAAUUAAGCUCCUUGUUUACGCUGGAGAAUACGAUCUCAUCUGCAAUUGGCUCGGAAAUUCAAAGUGGGUUCACGAGAUGGAAUGGUCAGGCCGAAAAGAGUUUGUAUCAGCAUCGACUGUUCCAUUCCAUGUAGACAGUAAAGAAGCUGGUCUAAUGAAAAACCACGGUUCACUCACUUUCCUCAAGGUUCACGAUGCUGGACACAUGGUUCCAAUGGAUCAGCCAAAGGCAGCAUUGCAAAUGCUUCAGAACUGGAUGCAAGGAAAGCUCAAUACACCCACCGGCCAGACCGCUCGUCAAUGA